Messenger RNA from Branchiostoma floridae (Florida lancelet), 1092 nucleotides. RefSeq lists its product as uncharacterized. NCBI's taxonomy places the organism in Eukaryota, Metazoa, Chordata, Leptocardii, Amphioxiformes, Branchiostomatidae. The transcript is spliced from 3 exons. The coding region runs from base 82 to 1092 and encodes 336 amino acids. The record is from RefSeq and is a predicted model, not a curated record.
CUGGCUGUGGCGUUGGAUGAUGCCGGAUCUGGGCGGAUGAGCGGCGAGCGAUGACGAUGCUAGGAUGGUCAUCCUUAGAAGAUGAUGAACACGUCACUUGGAAUCCUGACCGUCAUGCUCUGCGCAGCCAUUUUUGCUAGUGCCCGACACGAAGCCGUCGUCAUGGAUACGAACCCAAACAAUACUCAGUCACCAACGACAACAGUUCUGGCGGAAAGGAGGGAGAAUACGACAUCGGGAAGUCUCUCACUUGUAGAGAACAAAAUGGAAGUGACUACCGGAGUCGUCGCAAGGUCCUUUCCCCACAGAACGACACAGCAUCGGAAACGACACGCUAUGCAUACGGUUAGAACCGUUCCACGGACGGAUACAGAACGGGGACUGGUACAUACUGUGGCGAGGAAAGAUCCAGUGGAAGCUGAAGUAGGACAUAAAAUAGCGAUGCCUCGACAUGUGGAUAACAACAGCACGCACUUACUGAAAAGGACUACCAGAGAACCACAACAUGUUCCCACCACAGACGAACCUUUGUGGAAUUCUACUUUUCUCAGCAGCAGCUUCGCCAGACUGCAGCGCGGAGGGAUAUCUCUGCAGCGCGGAGGGAUAUCUUCCCCGGUGUGCCCCGCCUUCUGCUGCUCCGUGAACGUGUCUUGUCACUACACCUACGACAUCCACCUGAAGCCCAGGUGCGGCUGCGCAGAUACCGGUAACGGUACCAACACGUGCUCCGUACCGGGUAACUCAGACAUGAGCUGGAUGCCUGUCCUGCAGCGGCCUCCCUGGGUGCAGGGCACGUGUUUGGGGUCAUGGACCGAGAGGGAGUCAGGUGAAGAUAACUCCACGGGGCUGAAGCUCCACUGUCACGUGGACCAAGUAGACGACUUCACCUUCACCGUGGUGCAUUGGAACGUGAGUCCGCCAGGGGGCGCCUUUCCCUUCCGACCGUGCAUUGUGUUUGUUCACGUGAACAACACUGAGCCUGCGCACUACGUAAAGACCACGGUGGACAUCGUGAUUCAGUACUUUGGCUUCGGGUUGAUCUUUUUGUUUAUCGGAGUCAUCAUGAGUUCCUGUAAGAACAUCAAGGCCUGA